This is a messenger RNA of Aspergillus ruber CBS 135680, 496 nucleotides long. RefSeq lists its product as uncharacterized. Gene Ontology annotation, cellular component: mitochondrial intermembrane space. The transcript is spliced from 4 exons. The coding region runs from base 40 to 354 and encodes 104 amino acids. NCBI's taxonomy places the organism in Eukaryota, Fungi, Ascomycota, Eurotiomycetes, Eurotiales, Aspergillaceae. The record is from RefSeq and is a predicted model, not a curated record. Gene Ontology annotation, biological process: mitochondrial respiratory chain complex IV assembly.
CUUGACUUGACUGUCUUGUGAGAGAUAUAGUUUGACAGGAUGGGUUUCGGAAGUCCAGGUACCGGCGCAACAAACUACAAGCCUUCUCCACCCGAGCGUGGAAGCUUUCCGCUUGACCAUGAAGGCGAAUGCAAACACCUCAUCCGCAACUACCUGAAAUGCCUAAAGACCAGAGGCGGCGUUAAUGAUCAGGACUGCCGAUUAAUGGCCAAGGAUUACCUGGGUUGCCGGAUGGAAAAGAACCUCAUGGCGCCGGAUGAUUUCAAAAACCUUGGGCUUAUAUUCGAGAAGCAGGAGAGUCAGGGGAGAGAUGAUGCGGGGACUGGGUCUGGGGAGAAUGCGCCGAAGUCUUGAGGGGUGAAUGAGGAAUACAAUGGCAGGAUACUUCAAGCAGAGAUCCGUUCUGGGGUAACUCUUUUGGGAUUGACGAUGUGUAUAUGCACUCAAUUAUGGCGUUGGUUAGGUUACUCUGCUCGUGUAUAUAAAUGGACCGGAC